AUGGGAUCUAAUACAGAGUUUAAUCCGAAAAAUGCCGAGAAAAAAAAAAGCAGCAUAUUUAGCGAUUUAGAAAUUCCAAAAGGGGAUGUAAAGAAAAAAGCUAGUUUAUUCAAUAAUAUGGAAAAAAAGAAAAUUAGUAUAUUCAAGAAGACAAAAGGUGAAAAUAAUGAAGAGAAAAGGAAAAGUAGUCUAUUUAGUGAUUCUCAAUCUGCAAAUAAUGAAGAACAAAAAAAAAAAAGCAUAUUCAAUAAUAAUACUAAAAUGAAAAUCAAUAUAUUUAAUAAUAAUAAUGAAAAAAAAAAUAGCUUUUCAAUUAAUGGAGAUGAAAAGAAAAAUAGCUUUUCAAUUAAUAAUGAUGAAAAGAAAAAUAGCUUUUCAAUUAAUAACGAAAAAAAAAAAAACAGUGUAUAUAGUGAUCUAGAAUCACCUAAGAAAGAAGAAGAAAAAAGAAUUAGCAUAUUUAGUGACUUAGAAACAUCAACUAAUAUAGAUGAUGUAUCUAGCAAGAAAAAUUCACAACAAUUAUUAGUAUAUGGAGAUGUUAAAUUAAAUAAAGGUUCCUUAUUAAGUCCUAAGGUUCAUGAUUACGGCAAUACAACUGAUAAUAUGAAUGAAAUAAAUGAUAUAAAAAUAAUUGUAACAAGUGAUGAGAAUCUACAUACAUUACCAUCAGGAGCUGUUGGUAGACGUGCUCCUUUGAACCCUUUUUCUUCUCCUAUUCUUGGAAAAUAUAGAAGAAAGAAUAAAAAUGCAAAAACAAAAGUAAAAGACCCAAGAUUAAAUAACAAUCCUUUGAUAGGAAGAUUAACUGUAUGUAUAUCAACAACUGCUAUAUUGUUUUGGGUAUUUUUUGCAGAAAUGGUUUUUAAUUAUAAUACAUUUAAUGGUAGAUGUAUAUCGAAAGUUUUAUAUCCUAUUUAUACUGAAAAUUUGGUUCAUAAGAGGCAGCCAUUUUUUGUAUUUUUAGGAUAUGGUGCAUGUGAAUACAAUUUAGAUGAAUCUGCAUCUAAUAGACAUUUUGUUGGUUCUAAAGCAUCAGAUGAAGGAUGGCCUGGAGAUAAAGUAGAAGAAAAUCCAGAUGGUAGAGGAUAUGCAAACUGGGAUUCUGUAAAUAGUCGUGUAUAUAAUUUAUUAGGAGGUUUAAAUACAAAUUAUAUAAGAAAUUAUGGUGAGAUAUAUAGAUUAUUUUGGUCUAUGUAUUUACAUGGUGGAUUCAUGCAUAUUUUAUUUAAUGUAAUUUGUCAAAUUCAAAUUUUAUGGAUGAUUGAACCUGAUUGGGGAUCUAUUAGAACAGCUCUUUUAUUUUUUAUUUCUGGUGUAACAGGGAAUUUACUAUCAGCUGUUUGUGAUCCAUGUGGUGUUACUAUAGGUUCUUCUGGUUCUUUAUAUGGUUUAAUAGGAGCAUUAUUUACAUAUUAUAUUGAAUAUUGGAAAACAAUUCCAAGACCAUGUUGUGUUUUAAUUUUUAUGGUCCUUGUAGUAAUGUUUGGUAUAAUAGUUGGAAUGUUUGGAUAUACAGAUAAUUAUGCACACAUAGGGGGUUGUUUAGGUGGUCUUUUAUUUGGAUUUGCAACAAUAACUACAGUAUCAGCUGCUGAUAAAUGUACCUUAGGAGAAAGAAUGCUUACGUCUGCCCCUUUCUCUUGGUUUCUUUCAAAUGAAACAAAGGAACUAAUAAAUGCAAAAGCUAAAGACAAAAAAAUCAAAGGAGAAAAUUUCAGAAAGAAACAGCUAGCUAAUAAAGUACAUAAAAAUGAUGCUCUUCAUGUAGCUAUGGCUGUUAUGAAAAAUAGAAUAAAUGAUGAAGGUAGACCUCCAUGUCGUAUGAAAUUAAGAGAAUGGAUAGUACGUAUCACUGCUGCAUCAACAUUAAUUAUUAUGUGGAUAGUUUUAUUUAUUUAUUUAUUAAAUGAAAAGGCAUAUAAAUCAUAUACCCCAAUGGGACAAAUAAAAUUCUCAGGUGUCCAUUCAUGUUAUUGUUGUCAAAUAGUAAAGGAUAAAUUUACUUACAUUAAUGUAAAUGAUUUUUAUUGGUGUUUUACAACUGAAGAAGCAACAAGAUAUUAUUGUAAUAAGUAA
Messenger RNA from Plasmodium gaboni, 2079 nucleotides. Its product is annotated as rhomboid protease ROM4. Lineage: Eukaryota; Apicomplexa; Aconoidasida; Haemosporida; Plasmodiidae. Gene Ontology annotation, molecular function: serine-type endopeptidase activity. Gene Ontology annotation, cellular component: membrane. Gene Ontology annotation, biological process: proteolysis. The record is from RefSeq and is a predicted model, not a curated record. The transcript has a single exon. The coding region runs from base 1 to 2079 and encodes 692 amino acids.